AUGGCGAGUAAAUUAUUCGGUGCUGCUCAAGGACUUCCAUGGAUUAAAUCAAUCAAAUCGUCGAAUGAUGAUGAACAUUCUGACCGAAUAAAUCAUCGUUAUACCGCAGCAUUCUUACUCGUAUGUGCAGUCGUUGCAUCAGGCAGUCCAUUCGUUUUCAAUAGAAUUACUUGUUGGGUACCAGCUCAAUUUGUCGGUGCUUACACAAAAUAUACAGAUAAUUAUUGUUGGAUAUCAAAUACGUAUUAUGUACCAACGAAUAGUACGGUACCGCAUAGUAAAGAAGUGCGUGAACGAGCAGAGAUCGGUUAUUACCAGUGGGUUCCAUUUAUUUUUCUUCUCUCUGCAUUUUUCUUCUAUUUACCACGAAUGCUGUGGCGAUCGAUGAAUACACGUUCUGGUAUUGAUUUACAAUAUUUAGUAUCGAAACAGCAAGUGAAAACGAUAACUUGCGCUAUUGAAAACUAUUGUGAACCGAAUGACGACGAUGAUGGUUUCGGUAAUCGAUGUUGUCGAAUAUUAUUAUGUACAAGUGGUAAACGUCUAGGAAAUUAUCUCAGUACAAUGUAUUUAAUAGUUAAACUGUUCUAUUUACUCAAUUCGUUCAUCCAAUUGAUCUUUAUUCACGUAGUCUUAGGUUUACCAGGUUGGUUCUAUGGAUACGAUGUAUGGUACAGUAUAUUUGUUCGAAAUUCGGUGUUAACGGAUUCACCGUACUUUCCUCGGAUAACAUUAUGUGAUCUACGUAUUCGUGAAGUUGGCAAUUUACACCGCUAUACUGUUCAAUGUGUUUUGCCGAUCAAUAUGUUGAAUGAAAAGUUGUUUUCUCUUGCUUGGUUCUGGCUGAUCUAUGUAUUUAUUUCCAAUUUGAUCGCGUUUGCUUUCACACUCUAUUACACAUGUGUACUGCAAAGUCGAGUGAAUUUCAUUCGUGAUCUCUAUCGUAAAAGCGUAUCGAAACCAAACAUGGACGAAAUUGUACUCCAGGCAUUCACACGCGAGUUUCUUAUGCAAGAUGGCGUUUUAAUCUUAAGAAUUCUCGAGCGAAAUGCUCAAGCUUUUAUUUCAACGGAUGUCGUAAAUAAUUUGUUAAGAAAUUAUACAACUAAACAACAACCCGAUCAACAACAUAUAUCAUCACCAUCUCCGCCACCGCCACUGCCACUGCCACCAAGCGAGAUACCAUUAAAAAGCAGUGAUGUUUAA
Messenger RNA from Adineta ricciae, 1206 nucleotides. Lineage: Eukaryota; Metazoa; Rotifera; Eurotatoria; Adinetida; Adinetidae. The record is from the annotation of a GenBank genome assembly.